AUGAGGGGUGAUGACGGCUUGGAGAUAUCGGACAGUACAAAUGAGGCUGAGCACUUUUCUCAAUUAUUCCGAUCCGUUUUCGCAAGAGAAGCAGACUUUACCCCAUCUAAUUCUGAGAACAUGAGAGAUCCCACUAUCGAAAAUAUUGUGUUUCGAGAAGAAGCGAUUUUGGAAGAACUGAAAAGCUUGAAGGAAUGUGAAUCUCCCGGUCCGGACGAGAUCCCAGCAAAGCUGCUCUUUGAACUUGCCCAACAGCUGGCCAAGCCAUUAUCCUUUCUGUGCCAAAAAUCGUUUGAUGCUGGAAUUCUUCCCACAGACUGGAAGACGGCCCAAAUUACACCCCUUUACAAAAGCGGUAGUCGUGCUCUGGCGACAAACUACAGACCCGUCAGUCUGACAUCAAUCUGCUGCAAAGUGAUGGAGAAAACCAUCAAAAAGGAGGUGAUGGCUUACUUGGAAACCCACAACCUCUUGUCCAAUGCACAAUAUGGUUUCCGUAGGGGAAGAUCAUGUGUUACGAACCUGCUAUACACAAUGCAAAGUUGGACACGAGCACUGGACGCAAAACACACCGUGCACGUGGCCUAUAUUGAUUUCCGGAAGGCGUUCGACAGUGUUCCGCACCAGCGUCUCCUACACAAGUUGAGAAUUAUGGGCAUCGGCGGCAAGCUUCUCAAAUGGAUCGACAAUUUCCUUGUCGGCCGCUCCCAAAUUGUCUGCGUAGAACAACAGCAAUCAAGGUGCACAUUCAUAGAGAGUGGGGUCCCACAAGGCUCGGUGCUCGGACCAACCCUCUUUCUCUUGUUCAUCAAUGAUUGUGUAGAUGGGUUGGACUGUGAUUGUGCCAUGUUUGCGGACGACAUAAAAAUCUGGAAAGUCAUCCAGAAUGCCGCCGAUGAGACCAACUUCCAAGAAAAUCUUUGUCGAUUGGACGAGUGGUCCCGCAGAUGGCUCUUGUCCUUCAAUUUGAACAAAUGCACCAUUCUGCGCCUCGGAAAUCAGACCCCUAAUACGCGGCAAUACCAUCUGAACGGAAUACCGCUUCGAUAUGCAGAAACGCAGAAAGAUCUCGGAGUCUGGGUUGAAGACAGCUUAAAGCCUUCUACACAAUGUUGUAAGGCGGCCAAGGCCGCAACCUCAAUGCUAUAUGCCAUCAAGCGGGCAUUCGUAGUUUUCGAUGAAGACUCAAUUCAAUUCAAUUCAAUUAUUUUUAUUAAAGACCCGUCGGGGUCCCAUCAAAGCAAGUAA
Molecule: messenger RNA, 1248 nt
Organism: Spirometra erinaceieuropaei
Lineage: Eukaryota; Metazoa; Platyhelminthes; Cestoda; Diphyllobothriidea; Diphyllobothriidae
Source: the annotation of a GenBank genome assembly